Cicer arietinum (chickpea) is the source of this 975-nucleotide messenger RNA. RefSeq lists its product as uncharacterized. The record is from RefSeq and is a predicted model, not a curated record. Gene Ontology annotation, biological process: defense response to other organism. NCBI's taxonomy places the organism in Eukaryota, Viridiplantae, Streptophyta, Magnoliopsida, Fabales, Fabaceae.
AACAUCUGAUUUUGAUUUUUGCCCACCAAUUCCCCAAAAUAUAUAGUUUUAAAAACUCACUAAAUCACAUUUAUAUUUUGUCCACACAAAUUACAAGGAAAGAGAAUCACAAAUUUUCUUGUGUCCAUCAUCAUUGAAUUUGAUUUUUCAACAAAAAAACCAACCUUUUGUUAAUCAUGGGCUACCCAAAACCAAAAUCCAUGACCAAUAGAAGCCUCAAAAUCUGCUUAUUUGUUUCUUUCAUUUUCUUAAUCAUUGUUGCCACCGUGAUUAUAUCAUUAUCUCUAACAAUCUUUAAACCCAAGAACCCAGAUGUUAGUCUCUACCCAAUUGGACUUAAGGAUCUUCAAUUUUUCCAACCCAAUGUCACUAUUGUACCUUUAGGCUUAAUUAUUACAAUUGUGAAUCCAAAUUAUGGAGGCUUCAAGACAAAAAACACAACCGGUUUUCUUAAUUAUCACAAAACUCUUGUAGCAAAUGUUCCUAUAAAAACAGAGUUCCUUCCAGCGCGUAGUACCACUAAUGUGACCGCUAUUGCGGGUCUUAUGACCCAAAAUUUGAUAUCCGACGCUGAUUUUUUGUCGGAUAUCGAAGAUGGGUCUUUCAAUUUGACGGCAAAUGCAACACUUCAUGGGAAAGUUCAUAUGAUUAAGGUUUUCAAAUUGAAGGCUACGGUUUAUCUCUCUUGUGAUAUGUUUUUUAACAUAACUUCCUUUGACACUCAUUCUAGCUGCAUAACUAAAAUCAAGGUGUGAUUGUUGGUUUUCAAUUGGGGGAUUUUAUUCACUUGUGUAAUUGCUAUUGUAAUUUUAAUUCAUAUAUAUUAUUUUGUUUAAGGAUAAAAUGAAUAAAUAGAAGGGGAAAUUUCAUAUGCACUUGUAAUAAUUGAAGAAUAUGUAUGUAUGUAUGUUAUUUUUAAGAGUUAUUUCAUUUGUAUCUCUUUCAUAUGGAGAAAUGAUAUUAGUAUUCAAUUAA